Aspergillus aculeatus ATCC 16872 is the source of this 2055-nucleotide messenger RNA. RefSeq names its product URC4/urg3 family protein. The record is from RefSeq and is a predicted model, not a curated record. NCBI's taxonomy places the organism in Eukaryota, Fungi, Ascomycota, Eurotiomycetes, Eurotiales, Aspergillaceae. The transcript is spliced from 4 exons. Bases 218 to 1723 code for a protein of 501 amino acids.
CUCUUCUGGGUGCCCAAUUUUGCGUUCGGCACUUCUGCUGCUGACACCAGACGUUCAGUCUAGCCUUGGAACUUUAUCGUUCUUUCUCCUCGGUUCUUACCAUCCUCGACUUCCUCACGAAAAACAAAUUAUUUUUCCUUUUCUCUGAGCGCCGUGUUUCAUCCAUCUAUCUCGCCCACCCCCUCACCCACUCUAACUAACACACUCUCCGCCCACCAUGGGUCUUUUCAAGCGCAAAGACUCUAAGAACUCGAUCCAGAGUGAAAAGGAUGAGCAGGAAUCCUUUGCCUCCGCCAACAGUGCCCGUACCUCGAGUGCAUCGUUGAGAUCCCCUGGGUAUAAGGGAAGCGGGUUGCCUGCCUCCAUACCAGAGAUGCCGAUUGCCAAACCGCCCGAUCCAGCCCUGGAUCCCGCAGCUUAUCUGCGGAGCAUCCACGCCGUCCGCGAAAGAUGCUCAUACGUUCUCAACAAGGCGAAGAGAAACAGACUCAACCACUUUGAUGUUGAUAUGAGCAAAUUCAUUGCCACUGCCUCGUACAUUGUUUCUAUCAUCAAGAGAGACUAUGCUCCCGACUACGACGCGAUUCCUCCUCAUGGACGCUGGCAGCACUUUGACGUGGGUGGUCGACCCCGCGUCAACCAACUGCUUCAGUCCUGGCCUAGUACUAUUGACGCGCAAGAACGGACCCGUCGGCUGAUCGAUCUGUUUGUCGUCUCCGUUCUUCUUGAUGCGGGCGCAGGGAACGGAUGGUCCUACAAAUCCAAGGAGUCGGGCAAGAUCUACUCUCGCAGCGAAGGCUUGGCAGUAGCUACGUUGGAGAUGUUCAAGAGUGGCUUGUUCAGCAGCGACCCCACAGAACCCUGUCAGGUGGACGGCGCUGGGCUGAAGAAGAUUACCGUGGAGGUGCUUGCUAAGGGAAUGCAACACUCGGAGCAGAACCCGCUUGCAGGCAUUCAAGGUCGCGCUGGCCUCUUGAUCCGACUUUCUGAAGCUUUGAACAACCAAGACUUCUUCGGCGUCGAUGCGCGACCCGGAAACUUGCUAGAUUACCUUCUUUCCCACCCGUCCACACUCGCCUCGUCCGUUCCGAUCGUUCCUAUCACCACCCUCUGGAGUGUGCUCAUGGAUGGACUCACCCCGAUCUGGCCUCCCUCGAGAACGCAGAUCGACGGCCUUUCUAUCGGAGACGCAUGGCCCUGCUCUGAUCUACCUAAAUCGCCACCCGCACAGCCCUGGGAGAACAUCGUCCCGUUCCACAAAUUGACGCAAUGGCUCUGCUACUCCAUCAUGGUUCCCAUGUCGAAAUUGAUGAAGAUCCACUUUGCGGGCAGUGAACUGUUGACGGGUCUUCCCGAAUAUCGCAACGGCGGCCUACUGAUUGAUAUGGGACUGUUGAGUCUGAAGGAGAAAGACCUGGAGCGCGGGCUCACGGCAUACAGAGAGAAUGCUCAGAUCAAAGGACAGCCAAACGUCGAGGUUGUGCCCCUUUUCUCGACGGAUGAUGAUGUGGUGGUGGAGUGGCGCGCCGUCACUGUUGGCUUCCUAGACGAGCUGCUGUCAGAAGUCAACGGGCAGCUGGGGCUGGUAGGAGAAGACCAGUUGACACUCGCACAGAUGCUAGAGGCAGGCUCAUGGAAGGGUGGUCGCGAGAUUGCCGAAGUAUCCAGGCCCAAUACGAAGGAGCCUCCCAUCAUGAUACGCUCGGACGGCACUGUUUUCUAAUGAUCGCAUACCUCGUUGAUUUCCUGGAUACCUGACUCCGCCAGCUCGCGUUUGCUGAUUACCUUACGGCUGGUGGAAGUGCUUAUGACUUUGAUGACCGGAUAUUCCUUCGCCUUGUUACAUAUUUACUGUUCUCCCCCUCUGUGUGUGAAGAACACCAUUCGGGUCGGUUCUGGACUGGAACACCUUGAAUUUUAUACCUAAUUGGCGUCUGCUGUACAUUUGUUUCUACUAGGGGGGGAUACUGAUAUUUUACUUUUCAUGUACACAUGGAUAUUGGUCUGUACAUUCUACAUCAAUCAUUACAGGGUAAUGAAUCCGAAAGAAGUCGC